Ilyonectria robusta is the source of this 892-nucleotide messenger RNA. RefSeq lists its product as uncharacterized. Gene Ontology annotation, biological process: regulation of DNA-templated transcription. The transcript is spliced from 3 exons. NCBI's taxonomy places the organism in Eukaryota, Fungi, Ascomycota, Sordariomycetes, Hypocreales, Nectriaceae. Gene Ontology annotation, molecular function: DNA-binding transcription factor activity, RNA polymerase II-specific; zinc ion binding. The record is from RefSeq and is a predicted model, not a curated record. Bases 70 to 759 code for a protein of 229 amino acids.
GGGGUGUCUCGCGGUACGAUUGUCUCUCGAAGCGUUGCAGAACUGGACUCCGGCUUCUCCACUUCCCUCAUGUCGAACCCUACAGACAAUCCUCCCACGCCGACCCUUCCCGAUAAUCCUGCCACGAUACCGACCGACGACAGUCAUGACAAGGAAUCGGAUCCUGUAUUGCAAGACAAGACCUUUCCAGGACCGGAUCCGCUCUUGCUAAACGGCCCGCCUGUCCCCUAUGGGCCACCUCAACCCUAUGGGCCACCUCAGCCCUAUGGCCCACAGCCGCCCCAUAGCUACAGUCCGCUCGGUGUCCCGCCUCAAGCUCCAGUUCCGUCAACUGGCUUCAAUUACAACACCUAUCCUCGCCAGAAAAAAAAGGCUUUCAGAGCAUCGCAAGCAUGCGACAAUUGUCGCCAGCUAAAGGCAAAGUGUGAUGAACAGAAGCCCUGUAAAGGUUGUAAGGAAAAGAUGCUCGAGUGUCGCUAUCGAGAUCCGCCCAAGUUAGAUCAUGGAGUGCAUGAAAUUUCGGCCAAGCUCGACGCCGUCCAGGGAAAUCUAGACCGGCUUUUGAAGUGCCUUCCGGUCUUUACUCCCACGCGAGGCCGACAACCGGCCCCGACGUCUCUGGAGGCUUUUCUCGGUUCCCAAGAGCCGAUAGCAAUCUCCCCAACCCAACGAGAAAUCCUUCAAGAACUCAAAACGGCAUUUUCCCGGCUGAGAGAAUACGAUAACUGGGAUGCCUUGGGUCCGAGGCUGGUAUGGUAAGAAUACGAAUGACUAAAUGCACCAAGUCAAUGCAUGCUGACCUCUAUGGCCAAGAACAAAUAUUAGGCCGACGGAAGACACGACAGCGCAGUUGAAGGGCCAAGGUAGUGGGCAGUCAGGCGUACAGUCACGG